Etheostoma spectabile (orangethroat darter) is the source of this 3782-nucleotide messenger RNA. It is a transcript of the gene pla2g6, whose product is annotated as phospholipase A2, group VI (cytosolic, calcium-independent). The transcript is spliced from 19 exons. NCBI's taxonomy places the organism in Eukaryota, Metazoa, Chordata, Actinopteri, Perciformes, Percidae. Gene Ontology annotation, biological process: cardiolipin acyl-chain remodeling; positive regulation of ceramide biosynthetic process. The record is from RefSeq and is a predicted model, not a curated record. Gene Ontology annotation, molecular function: protein binding; long-chain fatty acyl-CoA hydrolase activity. The coding region runs from base 193 to 2658 and encodes 821 amino acids. Gene Ontology annotation, cellular component: mitochondrion.
CUUUAGGAGAAAACACGAGCAUCUUCUAUCUAUUAUGCCCCACCUCUUUUACCUAGCAAUGUCAGUUCCUUGAGCUCUGAUUGGAGCAACUCCCGUCAAUCACGAUUUGUAGCAAGUUGGGUUGCACGUCAUGGUUGUUGAUGUCGCUGUCAGAAGUCAACCACGCAGACAGAAGACAGCAAGCAGGUAACAAUGCAGUUCCUAGGCCGGCUGUUGGACACAGUGUCCUCUGUUUCAACCCUCUUUACCAACCCCUACCGGGUGAGGGAUGUCCCAUUGUCCGACUACAGUGGAGGAGGCAAAGUCGUGCUGAAAGAGGAGGGACGCAUGGUACUGUACAAAAACACCCAGUGCCAGUCAUUGGACUGUCUGCUUAUGUGCCCUGAGACGCCUAAUAUGACUCUAAGGCUGUUUCAGGUGGCGUCGGAGGGUGACGCCAUGAACUGGUUCCCCCAAUAUGCCCUCAAGCUCCGCCCCUUCUACGAGACACUGCCUCUGAAGGCUGAGACCACCCAGCCCAUCGUGGACUGCAUCCGCAACCACCCGGACUGGAGUUCUGCCCACAUCGCCGUGGAGACAGGCCUGAGAGAGUGUCUCAAACAUAACUAUGUCCAGAGUCAGAUCAAUGCACGGGAUGCAUCAGGUCAGACGCCGCUGCACCUGGCAUGUGAGCGUGGCGACUCGGCGUGUGUGAAGGAGCUGUUGGAGGAAAGCCAGGCUCGCACCGACAUCAGAGACCGCAACGGAGAGACACCCAUGCACUGUGCCGCCAAGCAGGAUACUCCUGCCAUCAUCCAGGUCAUGUGCUCCCGGAUGUGCUCGGGGGUGGAUGAGCUGAACAACAACGGGGAGACGCCGCUCCACGUGGCCUGCCGUCUGGGACGCGUGGAGUCCGUCAAAGCUCUGUUGGGCGGCGGGGCUAAGUGUGGCGUGGUCGGCGGUGCUGGCUACCCCAUCCACAGUGCCAUGAAGUACAGUGAGAAGGGCUGUGUGGAGGAGAUCCUCAAAGCAGACCCGGGCCAGCUCCAGGCGGAGGACUCUUUGUAUGGAGGGACGCCUCUCCACUGGUCCAAAACUGCUGAGAUGUGUCGUCUGCUGCUGGAACACGGCUGUGCAGUGAACUACCUCAGUAAGACCGGAGAGAGCGCCCUCCAUAUUCUGACCAAGAAGGGCCGCUUUGAGGCGGCCAUGGUGCUGCUCACCCACGGGGCGAACACCAACCUGAAGGGCCAGGAUGGAAACACAGCCCUGCACCUCGCUAUGAAGAUGGACCACAUGGAGUUGAUCAAAGCUCUGAUUGUGUUCGGGGCUGAUGUGGAGAUCCACAACGACCUGGGAGAAACCCCUGGACUCAUCGCUGCUCGCAUCAGCAAAGGUCCUAAUAGAAAGAUACUGCUGGACAUGCUGUGUAGUGUAGGGGUCCAGCGGUGCCUCCCACCCUCCCCCGGCAGUCCUCCCCCCUUCUCCGACAAGGCCAAGCCUGCAGGCAUAGGGUUCGAGGACAUCGUGUAUAUGGGGGCUGCAAUCAGUGCUAUGAGCAGAGGCAAAUCUGAAGUGGAUGGCCCCAAAAUGGAGACAAGAAAUAGGAUGGACAGACUGCUAUGUCUGGAUGGUGGAGGUAUUAAAGGCCUGGUGUUGAUCCAGAUGUUGAUCGCUCUGGAGAGAGAGGCUGGUCGACCAACCAGAGAGCUCUUUGACUGGGUGGCCGGCACCAGCACCGGGGGCAUCCUGGCCCUCGCUAUAAUCCAUGGUAAGUCCAUGGAGUACCUGCGCUGUCUGUACUUUAGGAUGAAGGAGCAGGUUUUCAAAGGGUCCCGCCCUUAUGAAUCAGCACCACUGGAGGACUUCCUAAAGAAAGAGUUUGGAGAGAACACCAAGAUGACAGAUGUUCAAUACCCCAGGGUGAUGGUGACCAGUGUUCUAGCAGACAGACAUCCAGGCGAGCUGCACAUCUUCAGAAACUAUGACCCUCCCUCCGUCCAAAGAGUGCCCCCAUAUGCUACCACUGCCACCUUCAAGCCGCUUGUCACGCCACAAGGAUGGGAGGAUGAGGAUGUGUUGAUAGUAGGAUACACAGAGGAGCCGACCAAAAAGCGUAGGAAGGUGACAGAUGAAGAACAACUUGUGUGGCGAGCUGCCCGCUCCAGCGGCGCCGCCCCCACCUACUUUCGACCAAUGGGCCGCUUUUUAGAUGGAGGGCUACUUGCCAAUAACCCGACGCUAGACGCCAUGUCAGAAAUCCAUCAGUACAAUAAAGCUUUAAAAGCAGAGGGCCAUGGAAAUGAAAUCAAAAAGUUGGGUAUAGUGGUCUCCCUUGGUACAGGGAAACCUCCUCAGGUGGUGGUGAACUCGGUGGAUGUUUUCCGACCCUCCAACCCUCUGGAGCUGGCUAAGAGCAUCUUUGGAGCCAAGGAGCUGGGCAAGAUGCUGGUGGACUGUUGUACCGACUCUGAUGGCUGUGCAGUGGACAGAGCCGGAGCCUGGUGUGAAAUGAUCGACACCAUCUACCGCAGAUUGAGUCCCCAGUUGUCUCAAGAGGUGAUGCUGGAUGAGGUGAGUGACGCGAUCCUGGUGGACAUGCUGUGGGAUACCCAGAUGUACCUGUAUGAGGAGAGGGAAACCCUUCAAUACUUGGCAAAGGCGCUGCUGGACAAAUGAAAGCACGAGAAAAUCACAAGGAGAGGCUGCGAAGAUGGGACCAUGAGAGCCGAAGAGACGGAGAGUAUGAGAGCAAAUGCACGUCCCGUGAGCGGAGUCAAAGCCAAGAGGGAUUGGACGAGUCACAAAGAUUAGUGAGACGUGUCUGAUUCGAGAUUGUAACGUCUGUUGAUGUGCUCUUUCUUUCAAACUCCUUGAGACGACGCGACCACAGCGAUUCUCAUAUUCCUGCUGAAAUGUCAAACAGUUUACAGUAGCAAAUGUGUGAAUCAAGGCAGACAAUGAAGACUAACAGAAGUACAACUGACUUAACGUAGCCUACUGAAAGACAAGUUGUGUGGAAUCAUGCAAUAUUAUCACUGACCUUAUCACUAGUAUGGUUGGUUGAGUUUACUAUUUGUACAUACACCAGUAAAGAACAGUGUUUAGCUUUCCUUUCUUCAAUAGGUGAGUACAGGGGAUGUAUGAGGAAGUGGCAUCAACCAAAUAAAACUAAAAGUAGCACACAAUGACUCAGGCCACAUCCAUUGACAGCUAACACUCCCCCUCCCCCACUCUUUAGUGUUUGGUGACAAAUAGAAUCUGAGCUCGAAUCACAUUCUGAGUCGCUGCGAUAAAACCAUAACACCUCCUCAUUCCUCCUGUUUUUUUUAAAGUAUAAAAGUAGCAACCAAGACAUUUGUUACAAACAUUUGAUCAAAGGGACCAAGCAGUACAAGUACACAAUCUUAAGUCUACUGUCAUAUAGCUUGGGUGAUUAUCCAGUUCUGCCUUAUGUGUGUGAGACCCACAUCUGUACUGUUUCUCAUGCCUUUUACUGUCUAAUUUAUUUAUACUGACUUUAAAAUUAUUUAUCCUCACCCAUUGAUAACUUGCUAACAUACUGUUACAAGCUCUCAGCCUACUAUAAAAGUGGCUUGAGUGCAUAUUUAACACUUACUGUGACAACUGGAUUAGAAACCAGACUUGAAUUUUCAACAUACUUGAAAGACAAAAAAACAAAAGUCCCACAGCAACUUGCAUAACAUAAACUUGAGGCUACAUAUUAGUUCCAGUUUUUUUGUAUUUGGAUUAAUUACUGAAGUGUAUACUUGUAUGUAUGGGAAUAAAAUAUAUUAAUAUGG